AACAGCAAGGAACCACGCGUUCUGUCAAAAAUAUUACAAAACAAAAUCCUGGAUCUCGAAGCCGAUACCGAAAGUGAAAUAAAAGUUGUAAAUCUUUACCCGAGAAUAUCCCGGUACGCUCCGUUAAAAUGGCGACGCAAAUCUCCAUCGACCAGCUGGACAAAGAUCAGAUCAAAUCGUUUUCAGACUUCCUGCUUUCCUACAACAAACUCUCCGAACUUUGUUUUAUUGAUUGCGUGAGCGAGUUCACGGGACGGACAGUGAGCGAUAAAGAGGACAAGUGCGCUCUGAAUUGCAUGGAGAAGUUCCUCAAGAUGAACCAGCGCAUUUCACAGCGGUUUCAGGAGUUCCAGAUGCUGGCCAACGAGAAUGCUAUCGCUGCUGCGCAAAAGUUGGGUGUCAAGUGAGCUCGCCGAACCGCUUUAUUGGCCAGUGUAGUGAAUAUGCGUAUGUAGGGAAUAAUAAAAGGUUGAUUUGAAAAAAGGGA
This is a messenger RNA of Anopheles darlingi, 487 nucleotides long. It is a transcript of the gene Tim9a, whose product is annotated as mitochondrial import inner membrane translocase subunit Tim9. NCBI's taxonomy places the organism in Eukaryota, Metazoa, Arthropoda, Insecta, Diptera, Culicidae. Bases 129 to 407 code for a protein of 92 amino acids. The transcript has 3 exons. The record is from RefSeq and is a predicted model, not a curated record.